Molecule: messenger RNA, 3042 nt
Organism: Anopheles nili
Lineage: Eukaryota; Metazoa; Arthropoda; Insecta; Diptera; Culicidae
Exons: 2
Coding region: 1-3042 (1013 amino acids)
Source: RefSeq, a predicted model, not a curated record
AUGACCACCAAACCAGCAUACGAUGAAAGUAAUCUCAAACAAGCCGAUGCCGCUUACUGCACAGGCGAGCAAAAUGGAGGUCGUGCAGGGCAAACGUGGCACGAAAUGCUGCUACAUCAAUCGCCAUCAUCCUCUCAGAUUUCUUUCAUUUCCGAAAGGCAAACAGAUACUGGCACUCAACCAUCCACACCGUUGCAAGCACGGCACGGAAUGUUCAGCGAAAUGGACGAAAGUGCAACCAACUAUGACUCUGGGAAUUUCUCAUUCUCUGAAUCAGGCGGUAAGGAGAAGCUUAUCAAAGCAGUUUCAGGAGAUGCGAGCGUGGAUUUGCAUCAGCGAUUCGUACAACUGAACACCGAACUGUACCAGACUAAAACUGAGCUUCUCACCUAUAAAUACAAGUGGAAUGAAAUACGUAAUGAAAUCGAACUGAGCUGGAGCAAAAAGAAUGAAAAACUGCAGGAUGAAAAGAACGAAAUCAAAACCGAGCUAAUAGAUGCACGCAAGGAAAUCAAGCGUCUAGCAUCAUGCACAAGGGAGUCACUUCAUCUACAGGACGAGCGAGACGAGUACGAACUAAUUCGCAUUCGGACAGAGCUAGAAGAUGUUAAGCUUCGGCUGGACUGUAAAGAAAGAGCAAAUGAAUGUUUGAAGGAGAAAAUAGUCGAGCAGCAUGUUGAAAAGGAGAAUUUAGCUCUGAAAAUCAAAUCUCUAGAACAUCAGCUCAUGGGAGCAGGCAGUGAAAUAAGCAGGAUAAAAGCAUCAGAGCGAUGGUUUCAAGGUGAAUUACACAGGUGCCAAAUAGUAAAUGCCAAAUUGAAGGAAUCCAAUAUAUCGCUAAAUGAAGAUCUUCAUAAUGAGCGCAGAGAAAAUAAGAUAUUUGUCGACACAUCAUGCCCUGAUGCAAUUGAAUUACCAAUCUGUAAGGAUGAAUCUCUGUUUAAUACAAGUCUUGAUCAGCAUGGUGACAAAUCCGAAGAAAACGAUGAAUUAAAUCACUAUGAAAAAAUGCGUCAUCACGAAACAGACUUGAUGGAGAAAAAUGAAAUUCUGGGACAUCAGAACGCUGAAUUACAAUCUGUCCUUCGUCAACUGCAAGAUACGUUUCAAAACCAGUGCCAACAAUUGGAAUUAAUGAGUAAACGCGAAAUGGAAAACGCGCAGAAUAUUAUUCGUUUUCGAGAGCAUCGCGAACUCGCCCGAUCCGAAAUCGAAUCACUAUCUGCGCAGCUGGCACGCGAAUGCUUCACAAGACGACAGAUAGAUGUCGCUGUAGAGCGACUGAAAGCGCAAAUCAAAGUUUUGUCGAUACAAUUUGGCGACCGCGAUUGCCAACGGAAGCAUGUGGAGGAAUGUGAGUCCAUUUGCAAAUGCUGCUAUGAUAGGCUGGAGCUUGGUGGAAGUCCUACCACAGAAAAUCAAGUAUUUCGUAGUGAACAAAACAUGUGUACCGAAAAUACAAAACAUCUUUCCGAUGAGCUACAGUUAUUGGAGAACUUUCGGAAAAUACAGUCAAAGAAUUUGGAUCUGGAGCUCAAACUGGGUCAGUGUGCGAGUGCCGAAAAGCAAGACGAUAUUGACGGGGCUUGUCGCUCAGUUGAGAUGGCGAGACGUAGUGAGGCAACCAUCAGAACAUUAAGCAAAAACAUUAAAGACCUGGAACAACAAUUUUUUCCCCAACCUCUCGGAAAAAGCAGAGAUGCACAUGGUAGAACGUUGAAGGGGUGUCCCAAACAUGGUGCCAACUGUCGAAGAAAACUGUCCGCUUCUCUUCGUACGAAUGACGCUGAUGAUGUUGAAAUGCGUGAUUUACGCAUAAUGCUGAAAGCAAUUGAAUGCGAAAAUCGUCGACAGUUGCAGCGGUUUGAGAUCAAUAAUCGUACCCUCCUUAAGAAAGUCAAAGAGCAUGCUCGGGAACGCAAGCAAGCUGAGCAACGUGCGGCAGAGGUUUCGCAAGAGCACGAAAAAUGCGCCAAUCUGCGUUGUGAAAUGGCUACGACACGAGAACGAAUUUUGCUUCUGGAAGCGGACAAGGAAUCAUUUCAGCAGGAAGCUGCAUCGUUACGAUCGGAGAAGAAUCGUUUCAUAAACUUGAUGAUUAGCAAUUGUUUGCUUACUCCGGAUGGUGACGUAUGGGACUCUCUAAAGUGUGCCUUUAGGGAUCUCCACUCACUGAAACAAGAGCACAAAGAGAACGGGUACCUUCGUUUUCAAUUGGAACAAGCAACGGAAAAAAAUAAGCAACUGGAAGAUUCCUUUGCUCACUACAAGCUUGCUACAGAUGAAAAAACAGCAGAAAAAGAUGAAUUGCGCGCUGAAUUGACCGAAAAAGUACGACAAUUGCAAGAAUCGCAACGAAAUUUGGAGCGAUUGAUUGAAGAAAAUUCGUCACUCAAUCAGUCGAUUUCUAAAACGAAUGAGGCUGAGGAAAAUCUUACCAAAAAAUUGAGCGACCUAAAACAAUUGGUGAAGAUACAGGAAUGUCGUCUUGAAUCUGCUCAUGAGCGGCUUAAGCUAUAUGAACAAUCGGAGUUAAUUCUGGUAGCAGCAAAGGAAUCAUUCUUUAACGACCUUCGAGCGCUGCAAGAUGCUAUUCUAUUGGAAAAACAAGAAAAAUAUGAUCUGGAGAAAGAAGUGCUCGAACUACGUCAGAACAUGGUUAACACGGUUGGAAACAAUUUAAGAAAUUUCCAUCCUAUGGAUAGUUCUGCUGAAGCAAGUGGAUCACAAUCGAUCGCCAUAGUGAGUCCUGAUGCUCAAUCGCUGCCAAUGUCUUGCACCAGUUUAGACUUCGAUCAGUUACGAGUCCUAGUGGAAGAAAGCUCUCAAAAAACAUACUCUCUUCAAAAUUUACAUGAAUGUGUUUCUUCGUUGAAACUGGAAAUGGACAAUCUCAAUUCCGUUUUGCAACUCAACAACUAUCCUCAACAGCAGCAGCAGCACCAUCAUCACCAUUAUCAUCCACAACUACCGCACCGAUUUCCGCUGUCUCUGAUGGAUGAACUAAACGACGCCACAAAUGGUCAUUAUGGCAGUAGAUGA